This is a messenger RNA of Serpula lacrymans var. lacrymans S7.9, 884 nucleotides long. RefSeq lists its product as uncharacterized. NCBI's taxonomy places the organism in Eukaryota, Fungi, Basidiomycota, Agaricomycetes, Boletales, Serpulaceae. Gene Ontology annotation, molecular function: AMP binding; adenine binding; adenine phosphoribosyltransferase activity. The record is from RefSeq and is a predicted model, not a curated record. Gene Ontology annotation, biological process: AMP salvage; adenine salvage. The transcript is spliced from 5 exons. Bases 95 to 646 code for a protein of 183 amino acids. Gene Ontology annotation, cellular component: cytoplasm.
CAUGCUUUGCUGUCCCACCUGAACUUGAACCUAUCAUAGAUCUCGCUCCUUCCCCUAUUUCCCUAUUCGUCGGAGAACUUGGUAUACUCCAGUAAUGGCUGACGCGGAAUAUUUAAAAGGUAUCUUGACCAGUCAUCCCAACUUCCCGAAGAAGGGAAUCAACUUCUUGGAUAUUUUCCCCAUCUUGCGCAACCCUGUGGCCUUUGAAACUUUGAUUACGCACCUUGUUCAUCAUCUCACUUCUCACACUAUUCCCAAGUCCUUGUCCAAGAAAAUUGAUGUCGUUGUAGGACUUGACGCCCGAGGAUUCUUAUUUGGCCCAAUCAUUGCCUUGAGACUCGGGGCUGCCUUUGUACCCGUUAGGAAGCGCGGAAAGCUACCAGGGGAGUGCAUUAGUGCAACUUACCAAAAGGAAUAUGGCUCGGAUUCUUUCGAAAUGCAAGCUGGCGCUAUUCAGCCCGGGCAGUCAGUAAUAGUGGUUGAUGAUCUAAUUGCUACAGGUGGUUCUGCAAAAGCAGCUGGAGAACUUAUCACUAAAGAAGGAGGGAUAACUCUGGAAUAUUUAUUCGUCGUGGAACUCAUCUUUUUGAAGGGAUACAGCAUGCUAGAUGCACCGACAUACUCCGUCAUACAGUCCUUAGAUUGAUUCAUUUCUCCAGACUUGCUUAACUAUGAAUAGACGCUUCCGACGUGUUCUUGCUUGGAAGCCUGGCUACUACGACGUUGUGACCAAAUGGUUGUAACGUCCAUGUAGUCAUUUUGGCACCUAGAUCCCCUUAAUUCAAGUCAGCCUUAUACUGACAGCAUAGAAGAGUCGUGACUGUUUCAUUUUUGAGCUUGAUUGAUUUAUUCGUACUCAUCACUGUGAGGAUCGACUUAUAUAA